Molecule: messenger RNA, 486 nt
Organism: Vicia villosa (hairy vetch)
Lineage: Eukaryota; Viridiplantae; Streptophyta; Magnoliopsida; Fabales; Fabaceae
Exons: 1
Coding region: 1-486 (161 amino acids)
Source: RefSeq, a predicted model, not a curated record
AUGGGGAACUACAUUUCUUGCAGUCUAUCAGCAGGAGGAAACAAGCAGUGUAGAAGCAUAAAGGUCAUAUUCCCAAGUGGAGAGAUAUGCAAGUUUGAAGAAGCCGUAAAAGCAGCUGAGCUUAUGGUUGAGAUGCCAAGUUUCUUUGUGGUAAACACUCGGUCGCUACGGAUUGGAACAAGGUUUUGUGCCCUCCAUGCUGAUGAAGAGCUUGAGCAUGGUAAUGUUUAUGUGAUGAUUCCAAUGAAGAAGCUUAACUCUGCUGUCACAGCAUCUGACAUGGGUUCCUUGCUAAUCACGGCCAAAAGAGUCUCUGCAAAAGUCAACAAGAUUCUUCCUACUCCAGAACCUAAUUUGGAAAUGGUAUCACAGCCACAGUUGAACUUGGAUGACAUUGAUGAAGACUUGUCUAUGCACAGGUUGUCCGUAUGCAGCAGGUCAAAGAAACCUUUGUUGGAGACCAUAGCAGAAGAAAAAGUGUGCUGA